This is a messenger RNA of Trichoplusia ni (cabbage looper), 4963 nucleotides long. Its product is annotated as pikachurin-like. Bases 253 to 3354 code for a protein of 1033 amino acids. Lineage: Eukaryota; Metazoa; Arthropoda; Insecta; Lepidoptera; Noctuidae. The transcript has 18 exons. The record is from RefSeq and is a predicted model, not a curated record.
UGGACGCCGCCAAGUCGCGCGUAUCUCUCUCACCUUGCAAUAAUCAUUCCCGACCAUAAAAAUCAAAGAACCAUAUAAACUUUAUUUGCGAUUUGUGAUUUAAGUGUUAUUGUGAAAGAUAUUUUGAGUUGCGCGUUGCGUCUGUGUUUUGAGGAUUAACGAUUCGUGGACAUCGAGAAAACCGGAUUUUUCUGGAUAACACCAGUUAUCUGCCGAUUGGCCAGCGUGUCGUUGGUGUAGUUAUGGGCGGAGAUGGCAUGGCGCAGUAGCGCGAUGGCUGCGCCGCGGGUGGCGCCGCUGGCCGCGCUCUUCACCGCGCUGUUGGUCUCGGUCACCUCGCGCGCGUCCACGCAGGAUCCCGUGCAGUUCGAGGCCGCGUUCCAAGGGCGGUGCGGCGAAGGCAGCCCGUGCGAACAGCUGUGCCGGGAGUUGCACGACGGGACGUAUGAGUGCGGCUGCGGGCCGGGCUACGUGCUGCAUGUGGACGGCUAUGGCUGCUUAGAGUUAAACGCAACGCGAUCAACAGACACCGCCGACGCAGCUGAAGACGUACUCUACCAAAAAGACGUAUCCUUCUCAGCAGAACUAGAAAUAGCGCCGUCCAAUAGACUUAGUAAACCUACUGUAAGCUUAAAACAUAUCGACGAAAACAGAACGCAAAGACUUACAACCACACUGCCAAUAGUUUAUAACACUAGGAGCACACUUAAUUAUACGUAUACUGGUGAGAAAUCUAAGCAAGUGGACGGUUUGAAGAGUUUAAUGGAAGAUGGAGUUAGUAAAACUGAUCUGAAUAUCAUAGCUGAUGAAGAACGGGACAAUUUGUUUGAAACGAGUGAUUCUAAGGUGACGACGCUUGGGCCAAGUCUGGAACAAAAAGUACCAGGAGCCACAGCAUCACCUCCAUGGACGGCAGCAGUGGAAGCCUGCGACUGUGAGAGUUGUAGCAACGAGCGGUGUCCGUGCGCCGGCAAUCCUAAUACUUGUAAACCAGAUCAAGUAUCCACCCCCCGUUUCUCGGGAUCCUCCUGGCUCGCGUUGCGGGCUCUCCGCGGCGCGUACAAGCGCGUGCGAGUCCGUAUACGAGUCCGACCCGAGAGAACUCGCGGCGUGCUACUUCUGACGGGGGAACAUGAUGACCUGUCCGGGGAUUACCUAGCGCUGAUGCUGAGGAAUGGGCAUGUUGAGCUCAGAUUCGAUUGCGGCAGUGGCGCUGGUAUUCUGAGGUCUCCAGAACCAGUCAGACUUGGGCACUGGAACACCAUCUCCGUGUACAGACACCGGUGGGACGCGUGGCUCAGGCUGAACAAUGGGAAGCGGGUCCGAGGGAGGUCGAAGGGCCUGUUCUCUCGUAUGACCUUCAGAGAGCCAGUCUGGGUGGGUGGUGCCGGCAACACCACUGGUCUCCAGAGCAAGCUGGGUCUCUCCGAUGGUCUGCUCGGCUGUGUCGACUUCUUGAGGAUCAACGGUGACACCUACCAGCUUAUGAAGGAUGCCGUCGCAACAUUGGAUAUUUCCGAAUGCGCGCCAACCCUCGCUCCGUGGAGACCUCAAAUCGACGCGACAACCAGCGAAGCAACCCAACACUCAAACGACGUAGAAACACACGCAGUAUAUGACAUAAACGACAUAGUACACUUCGAAGACAACGACCUAGUAAUGAGAGACGCAAAGAGAGUCAAAACACAUGACAAUAACAAAAUGGAUAAUUCCGUCGAUCCGUACAAAAGUUUCACUUACAACGAUGUUAAGAAACGUUUGCUCAUUGAUAAGAGUCGCGAUUUGAUUGAUGUUGGGAAUGAUUUGAAGGAUGAUGGUAGUAAGGAGGAGUCUUGUGAGUGUCAGCAUGGAGGAGGAUGUGUAGCUAAUGUGUGCCUCUGUCCCUUGGGAUACGCUGGCGUGAAGUGUGAGAUCACCCUGGAUUUAAAGGUGCCUCGCUUCAAUGGCUCGUCCUAUCUACGUCUGCCGGGGCUUGGGAGCGCCGCGGAAUCCUGGCUUGAUAUACAGAUAAAAUUAAAGCCGAGUAGUGGUGAUGGCCUAGUUCUCUACAGCUCUGAGCGACCAGACGGCGAUGGAGAUUUUUUCUCCUUACAUCUUCGGGAUUAUUACGUCGAGUUCGCCUUCGAUCUUGGAGCUGGGAUCGCUCUUGUCAGAUCAGCCCACCGCAUCGAGCCCAACAAAUGGCAGUGGGUGUCGGUGUCCCGCGCCGGACGCCGCGCCACGCUCCGCGUCCGCGGCGCGGGCUCCGGCGGCAGCGGCGCGGCCCGCGUGGUGUCCUCCCGGGGGCCGCGGAGGCGACUGUCGCUUCGGUCCCCGCUGUUGCUAGGCGGAGCCCCACAUCCAUUACCAGCUAGAUUAGCGUUGGCUACGUCUUUUAAUGGAUGUGUUUCACAGUUAAUCAUAAACGACGAAGAACUGUCCGUAGUAGCGGCGGCACUAGGAGGUCUUAAUGUCGACAACUGUGACAAUCCUGGAAAUAAUUGCACUGACAAGAAUCAAUGCAAAGAAAUCCUCGAGCCCAUCCCCGAAUACCCACAGAACAUAUCAGAGAACGACGCACACCACUCAAUAGUAGCGAAAAAGGGAUUCAAACAGAAAUACCACAAAAGUAAAUACAAGAAGCACACACACAUAGACAAGUACAAGAAGAAGAAGUACUUCAUAAGUAAAAAGCAUCAAUACAUGCUGGAAGACUUGGAAAGGAACAACGAGGUGGCGACAGACCCGCCUUAUGAUGGUCAGACGUAUAUGCAAGUGAAGUAUCUAAGUGAGAAUGAAGUGAAUUGGGGAGAUAUGAACACGUACCCCAGCUUCUCAGGCAAGGAUAGCUUCAUACAUAUUGACGAUGAAGAUACUAUGAAAAGGCUGGUGAGCGAGUCCCUGGACAUCAACGUCCGUUUCCGCGCGAGCGCAGGCGGCGGGCUGCUGCUGUGGUCUGGCGGCGCGCGCUCCCCGCCCGACUACCUCGCGCUCGCCGUCGAGGCCGGCGUGCUCGUGUUCCGAUACGACUUAGGAAGCGGUGAGGUAGUGAUCAUCGCAAACCACACGAAAGUCGAUGAUGGGCUGUGGCACAGGGCGCGGGCGACGAGGAAUAGACAAGCCGGUGUGUUGGAGGUGGAUGGUUUGGGCUCGGUCGGCAAGGUGUCGCCCGGGAAGCUCAAACAGCUGAAUACUGAAAACGGCCUGUAUAUAGGUGGUCUACCCUCAAUAGAGUUGAACACUCAAGGCAGGUACAAGAGCGGCCUGGUCGGCUGCGUGUCACAGAUCUCCCUCAGCGGGGACUUCGACAUCCCCCUCUCCCUCUCCAAGCUCCCCCACACCAUAACCAACAACGUAGGCCGAUGCGCACCAUAAAACAUGUACCAUUCAUUUAAAUGAACAAAAAGUCCAUUUAAAUGAAUUAAAAAUUUGUUACAUUCAACACCAACAUAUAACGGUUUUAAAUGAAUGAAUUAAUGUUGAUAAUGUGUUCGUUUAUAACGGAUUUAAAUGAAUGUAAUGAAUUCAUUUAAACUGGAUGUAUAAAACGAAUUUAAUUGAAUGAUUAAGUACGGAUUCAAAUGAAUGUACAAAAAUCAUUUAAUACAUUAAUUCAUAAUGAAUUUAAAUGAAUGUACUGAGUUCAUUUAAAACGGUUAUGUGUUCGAAUUCGGUUUAAGUUAGUGUUAGGUGUGUCUCAUAGAUUUCUCUUCAUUUCUCAGGAGUUGCUUUCGAUAACGUUGGAAUUACGACCAAUAACUCCGUAUCUACAUAUCAAUGUAACCUAAAUGUCGGAGGCAAUAAACUGAUAAUACGAAAUUAAAUUAACUUUUCAACAUUUUAUAUGAAACAAUACAGAUAUCUUGUAAGAACAAUUUAUGGUUUGAUUUUAAUUUUUAAAUGAAUACUCUAGUCAAUUUAGUGUAAGUGAUCUGCGGGUUUCUUAAUCUGUCAUCUUGUGUACUCUAUUUUUGAAUUCGAGUCGGAAAUUUGACAAUUGUGAAUGUCAAACUCCAAAAUAGUUAUUUUUGACCAGUUACUCUGAUAUAACCACAACCUUUUAUAGUUUUACCUUGAAGCAAUAGUAGUAUUUAUUAUGCAACUUUUGUAUAUCGCAAAAUGUAAAAAAAAUACUUGAAAUAAUUCUAAAUCACUGACUCGAAUAAAAAAAAUGGACUAUGUUAUUUUUUUAGUAUCGAUCUUUCUUUCAAUUCAGUUUCCAUGUACGAUGGAAUAACUUUUCAAAGUGCUUUACUAUCUAGUAGAUAUAUAAAAAAAACUAUUUGUAAUGUUAAAAUAAAUAAAAUUCUAGUCGUACGAGUGGUUUGCACGCAGUAUCAUUUUGUAAGAAACUUUUUCGUUUCGUAGCUAAUCACAAUUUGUUACCAUGUGAGUGUAAUUUACAUUAACAUAGGGACGUGGCCAGAAUAGUUUUGAAGGGUGUAUUUAAAAGCUUAAAAUAUCACCUAAAAUAAGUGUUUAUAUUUGCUUAACGCCAAAAGGCUUAAGAAUGUAUAACGAAAGUAAUGAUAGGUAUAUUUGCAUUGGUUUAACUGCCUAGUUUCUUUGCGGUAGAAAUUGACUUUGAAACCUUCUGGCUGUGUCUUUGUUUAGAUCAAUAAGUAUACAUACAUAGCGUUUGUAUAUUGAAAACAUUUUCAUAUGAACGUCGUUUUAGAACAUUUGUAAGUAGUACAAUAGAGUUUGAUGAUAUCAUGUUUAUUGAGCUUUUUAUAUUGGAACCCGGGAACUGGUUUUGUUGCUCAUGUAUGCAGUAUGUAUAUGGGAUUAAAGGCUGUAAUUUUUUAAUAACUUAUGGUUAUAUCCAGUUUUUGAGAUCCAUGCACUUAUUUAUUAUUAAUUCAAUGAUUCAAACGAUUCCAUUCAUCACAUUUUCAAUAGUAAAUGAUUGUACACUAAUAUAAGAUAUUUAAGCUUCCUUUUUUGAAACACUUUUUAUUAAACAAAACAGUUAUAAAGUACA